GGGAGGUACCGGCAGCGGGAGGUACCGGCUGGGCUGGGCUGGGCUGGGCUGUUGCCGCACGUCCCCGCAACGGUGGGACCUGACUCGUCGCGACCGUAUCGCGACGGGCGGGGUAAUCGCGACAGCGCCAUGCUGGCCAACGCGGCCACCAUGCGGAUCCUCAUCAAGGGGGGGAAGGUGGUGAACGACGACUGCACGCUGGAGGCGGACGUCUACAUCGAGAACGGCAUCAUCCAGCAAGUGGGUCGCGAGCUCAUGAUCCCCGGCGGGGCCAAGGUCAUCGACGCUACCGGCAAGCUCGUCAUCCCCGGCGGCAUCGACACCAGCACCCACUUCCACCAGACUUUCAUGAACGCCACCUGCGUGGAUGACUUCUACCACGGCACCAAGGCAGCCCUGGUCGGGGGAACGACGAUGAUCAUCGGCCACGUCCUGCCCGACAAGGAGACCUCGCUGCUGGACGCCUACGAGAAGUGCCGCAGCCUGGCCGACCCCAAGGUCUGCUGCGACUACGCCCUGCACAUGGGCAUCACUUGGUGGGCGCCCAAGGUGAAGGCGGAGAUGGAGACGCUGGUGCGGGAGAAGGGGGUGAACUCCUUCCAGAUGUUCAUGACCUACAAGGACCUGUACAUGCUGCGGGACAGCGAGCUCUACCAGGUCUUCCGGGCCUGCCGCGACAUUGGUGCCAUCGCCCGGGUCCACGCCGAGAACGGCGAGCUGGUGGCCGAGGGAGCGAAGGAGGCGCUGGACCUGGGCAUCACGGGGCCGGAGGGCAUCGAAAUCAGCCGGCCCGAAGAGCUGGAAGCCGAGGCCACGCACCGCGUCAUCACCAUUGCCAACAGGACCCACUGCCCCGUCUACUUGGUGAACGUCUCCAGCAUGUCCGCAGGGGAUGUCAUCGCCGCCGCCAAGAUGCAAGGGAAGGUGGUGUACGCGGAGACGACCACGGCACACGCCACGCUCACCGGGCUGCACUACUACCACCAGGACUGGUUCCACGCCGCCGCCUACGUCACCGUGCCGCCGCUGCGCCUGGACACCAACACCUCCGCCUACCUCAUGAGCCUGCUCGCCAACGACACGCUGAACAUCGUGGCCUCGGACCACCGGCCCUUCAGCACCAAGCAGAAAGCCAUGGGCAAGGAGGACUUCACCAAGAUCCCCCACGGCGUCAGCGGGGUGCAGGACCGCAUGAACAUCAUCUGGGAGCGAGGCGUGGUCGGGGGCAAGAUGGAUGAGAACCGCUUUGUGGCCGUGACCAGCUCCAACGCCGCCAAGAUCCACAACCUGUACCCCCGCAAGGGCCGGAUCAUCCCCGGGGCCGACGCCGACGUCGUGGUCUGGGACCCCGAGGCCACCAAGACCAUCUCGGCCAGCACCCAGGUGCAGGGGGGGGACAUCAACCUGUACGAGAACAUGCGGUGCCACGGCGUGCCCCUGGUCACCAUCAGCCGCGGGCGCGUGGUCUACGAGAACGGCGUCUUCAUGUGCGCCGAGGGCACCGGCAAGUUCUGCCCGCUCCGCUCCUUCCCGGACUCCAUCUACAAGAAGCUGGUGCAGCGGGAGAAGAGUUUAAAGCUGCGGGGUGUGGAUCGCACCCCGUACCUGGGGGACGUGGCCGUGGUUGUGCAUGCCGGGAAAAAAGAGACGGGGACGCCCCUGGCCGAUACGCCCACCCGGCCUGCCACGCGACACGGGGGCAUGAGGGACCUCCACGAGUCCAGCUUCAGCCUGUCCGGUUCUCAGAUCGAUGACCACGUUCCAAAGCGAGCUUCGGCCCGGAUUCUCGCUCCCCCCGGAGGCCGGUCGAGCGGCAUUUGGUAGAGCCGGGGACCUGUCCCCCAACUGAGGACCAGGCGCCGGCCCCACGCCGCCCCCCACCCCGGGACCCCGGCUCCGGCGGGGCUCCCCUCGCACCGGAGGGCCCUGCCCGGCCCUCGGCUUGCCCGCGGGGCCGUGCCGGCAGCCUGAGCCGGCAGCCGUGCGUGGGGGCCGGGGGGCCGCGGCCCGGCCGGCGGGAGGGGACGGGGGCAGCGGUGGGCCUGCCCCGGCCCUUUUCUGUUUGCACGUUGGGUUUGGAUCAGUGAAUUUUUGACUUGUUUGUGCAUCACGUGGAAAUACUCUGAAGUGGUUUGUGUCACUAGCGUUAGGGGAGAAGCAGGGACCCCCCCUCCACCCUUCCCACCCCCGGGCUGCCCCCCAUCCCUGCACCCCCUCCGGCCCCCGCCUCCUCUCCCACCCCGGCCCCACGCGGGACGUGUGAGCCCUUCGCACGCCCCGGCAGCGAGCGGCGGCACGGCACGCGCACGCCUGCGCAAGCGUGGUACCGGCAGCUGCCCGCUGGCACACGCGUGCACGCACACACGCAUCUCUCUGUGCGAAGUGCCGGCAGGCUCCUCGCUGCCGCGUGUGUGCACACGUACGUUGCGCCAUGCGUGGUCUCAGUGAGAUGUUCAUUGCACGCACCUGCACUCCUCCGCACGACGGCGGGUGCCUGUUUCACGCUGGGCCGGGAGCACCCCUCACCCCGGCCCCUCCACCCCCUGCCGCGGGGCUGCCGUGGACCCCGGUGCUGCCGACGCUCCCGGGCACCCGCGGCACGUGCCCCCGUCGUGCCCCCGGCCGUGCGCUGGUGCUACGGGGUGGGUGCCCCAGCCCCCCGCCCCCUCCCCAGCCCGUCCCGGGGCAGCGUCAGAUGUGAAUUGUUCCUUGUGCACUUUCCCCCUAGAUGGUCCCUGUAGGUGUGCGGGGGGCCGGGUGGGCGCAGCCUGGCGCGGGGGGGUCCUGCCCCCCCCAGGUAGUUCAUGUCGGCCGUUUUAGGAACCUGCAGUACGUUUCUGUUUGCUCAUUAAAGACCGUUCUC
Molecule: messenger RNA, 2863 nt
Organism: Grus americana (Whooping crane)
Lineage: Eukaryota; Metazoa; Chordata; Aves; Gruiformes; Gruidae
Gene: DPYSL5
Product: dihydropyrimidinase like 5
Exons: 13
Coding region: 130-1824 (564 amino acids)
Cellular component (GO): cytoplasm; cytosol
Molecular function (GO): hydrolase activity, acting on carbon-nitrogen (but not peptide) bonds, in cyclic amides
Source: RefSeq, a predicted model, not a curated record